Molecule: messenger RNA, 2893 nt
Organism: Peromyscus leucopus (white-footed mouse)
Lineage: Eukaryota; Metazoa; Chordata; Mammalia; Rodentia; Cricetidae
Gene: Tjp3
Product: tight junction protein 3
Biological process (GO): positive regulation of blood-brain barrier permeability; cell-cell adhesion; establishment of endothelial intestinal barrier
Cellular component (GO): plasma membrane; bicellular tight junction
Molecular function (GO): cell adhesion molecule binding
Source: RefSeq, a predicted model, not a curated record
GGCCCCCGUGCCAGCCGGCCGGGCACCCCGGCCCCAGCUGCCGCCCCCCAGCCCGCGUCCGCUCAGCCUUCCAGACAGGUGGCCGACAUGGAGGAGCUGACCAUCUGGGAACAGCACACGGCCACGCUGCACAAGGACCCCCGCCGCGGCUUCGGCAUCGCCGUCUCCGGAGGCCACGAGCGGCCCAGCGGAUCCGUGGUGGUGUCGGACGUGGUCCUCGGGGGCCCGGCGCAGGGCAGGCUGCAGACCGGGGACCACAUCGUCAUGGUGAACGGGGUCUCCGUGGAGAACGUCUCGUCGGCCUUCGCCAUCCAGCUCCUCAAGACCUGCAACAAGACGGCCGACAUCACCGUGAAGCGUCGCAGGGUCCAGCUGCCCGCCGCCAGGACCGCGGCCCACGCGCCCUCCGACCGGGAGGAGGCUGACCACGGCCGGGGCUACGAGGGCGACUCCUCCAGCGGCUCCGGCCGGUCCUGCACGGAGCCUUCCCGCCGGGCCAGGGCGGGACGCCGCGGCCGCGUGGGCAGUCACGGGCGCCGCAGCUCGGGAGGCGGAUCUGAGCCCAACGGACUGGACCUGGUCGGGUACAAGCGCCUGCCGACAGACGUGCUCAUGAGGCCGCUCAAGUCCGUGCUGGUGAAGCGGAGGAACAGCGAGGAGUUCGGGGUGAAGCUGGGCAGUCAGAUCUUCAUAAAACACAUCACGGAUUCUGGCCUCGCCGCUCGGAACCGCGGGCUGCAGGAAGGAGACCUCAUCUUGCAGGUCAAUGGGGUGUCCAGUGCGAACCUGUCCCUGAGCGACACGCGGCGGCUCAUCGAGCAGUCGGAGGGGGAGCUGACGCUGCUGGUGCUGCGGGACAGCGGGCAGUUCCUGGUGAACAUCCCCCCCGCGGUGAGCGACAGCGACAGCUCGCUGAUGGAAGACAUCUCGGACCUGAACUCGGAGCUGUCGUCCCAGGCGCCCCCGUCCCACGUCCCUCCGCCACCUCUGCAGGGUCCGCCGAGCCCCGAGCCCAGCCAGACGGACUCGGCAGAGGAGAGCCCACAGCCCCGGAGGCGGGACCGCUCGGUGGAUUCCAGAGCCGUCGCUGAACCGGAGGACCCUGGAGAAAGUCGCUACGACAUUUACCGGGUCCCCAGUCGGCAGAGCCUGGAGGACCGUGGCUACAGCCCGGACACUCGCGUAGUGCGCUUCCCCAAGGGUGCGAGCAUCGGCCUGCGGCUGGCCGGUGGCAACGACGUGGGCAUCUUCGUGUCCGGGGUGCAGGCGGGCAGCCCGGCCGACGGGCAGGGCAUCCAGGAAGGGGACGAGAUCCUGCAGGUGAAUGGCAUGCCCUUCCGGAACCUGACCCGGGAGGAGGCUGUGCAGUUUCUGUUGGAGCUACCGCCGGGGGAGGACAUGGAGCUGGUGACGCAGAGCAAGCAGGACAUCUUCAGGAAGAUGGUCCAGUCCCGCGUGGGUGACUCCUUCUACAUCCGCACACACUUCGAGCUGGAGCCGAGCCCGCCCUACGGCCUGGGCUUCACCCGAGGCGACGUCUUCCACGUGGUGGACACCCUGUACCCAGGCUCGGGGCCGGGCCACGGCGGCCGCGGGGGCCUCUGGCUGGCUGCCCGCAUGGGCCGAGAUCUCCGAGAGCAAGAACGCGGCGUCAUCCCCAAUCAGAGCAGGGCGGAGCAGCUGGCCAGCCUGGAGGCCGCGCAGCGGGCCGCGGGUGUGGGUCCCGGCGCCUCCUCCGUCUCCAACCCCCGGGCCGAGUUCUGGCGGCUCCGGGGGCUCCGCCGAGGGGCCAAGAAGUCAGCGCAGCGGAGCCGCGAGGACCUGUCAGCGCUGACCCGGCAGGGGCACUACCCGCCCUACGAACGCGUGGUGCUGCGAGAAGCCAGCUUCAAGCGCCCCGUGGUGAUCCUGGGGCCGGUGGCCGACAUCGCCAUGAAGCGGCUGACAGCAGAGAUGCCCGACCAGUUCGAAAUUGCAGAGAGCGUGUCCCGGACUGACAACCCAUCCAAGAUCAUCAAACUGGACACGGUGCGGGUGAUCGCGGAGAGGGACAGGCACGCGCUGCUGGACGUGACGCCGUCGGCCAUCGAGCGCCUCAACUACGUGCAGUACUACCCGAUCGUGGUCUUCUGCGCGCCCGAGAGCCGCCCGGCGCUCAAGGCGCUGCGCGAGUGGCUGGCGCCCGCCUCGCGCCGCAGCAGCCGCCGCCUGUACGCGCAGGCGCAGAAGCUGCAGAAGCACAGCGGGCACCUCUUCACCGCCACCGUCCCCCUGCACGGCACCGGCGACGCCUGGUACGAGGAGGUCAAGGCCGCGGUGCAGCAGCAGCAGGCGCGGCCCAUCUGGACGGCGGAGGACCAGCUGGACGGCUCCUCCGAGGACCUGGAGCUGCCCGGCCGCGGCCUGGACGCCAGCUCCGGGGACCUCAGCUGUGACAGCCGGGCCAACAGCGACUGCGAGGACACGGACGGCGUCUACACGGACGGCGAGGGCGGCGUCUACACGGACGGCGAGGGCGGCGGGCCCCACGACCCCCACGACCCCCAGGACGCCGAGGAGGAGCCCGCGCUCCCCGCCCUGGCCCGGUCCUCGGAGCCCGCCUGGGUGGAAGCCCGAGGGCUGCGGGGUCACGGGGCCACGGCCGCCGAGUGGGAGACGCAGGCCGGGAGCCGCCACCCGCAGGGCCAGUGGCGCCAGGACAGCAUGCGGACGUACGAGCGCGAAGCCCUGCGGAGGAAGUUCACGAGAGCCCGGGACGCAGAGUCCUCGGACGAAGGCUACGACUGGGGCCCGGCCACCGACCUGUGACCGCGGACGCCGCGCACCCUCCCUCCGGCUCCCCAGCCUCAGUUUCCCCCGCAGGACCCAGGGCCAGCGACCAUUUAAUAAACCU